Triplophysa dalaica is the source of this 576-nucleotide messenger RNA. Its product is annotated as NADH dehydrogenase [ubiquinone] 1 alpha subcomplex subunit 6-like. The record is from RefSeq and is a predicted model, not a curated record. Lineage: Eukaryota; Metazoa; Chordata; Actinopteri; Cypriniformes; Nemacheilidae. Bases 128 to 508 code for a protein of 126 amino acids. The transcript is spliced from 3 exons. Gene Ontology annotation, biological process: response to oxidative stress.
UUGCUCGUGUGCAUGUCAGUAUGUGACGUGUGUGUGUGUGUUAUGAGCUCAAUUUCGUUGAUUGGCGUCAGCGGGCACUUUAAGAGUGUCGAGUGAGCGCGCAUGCGCAGAGCAGCAGUGGAGUUUCAUGAUGGCGUCGAGCGCAGCGACCCGCACGGCCGCUAAAGCCGUUAAACCGAUCUUCAGCAGCGACCUGCAGGAGGCCCGACGGAGAGUUCGAGAACUGUACCGAGCCUGGUACCGCGAAGUGCCGAGCACAGUUCACGUGUAUCAGCUGGAUAUUUCUGCACGUCAAUGCCGAGACAAAGUGAGAGAGAUGUUCGACAAGAACAAACACGUGACUGACCCUCGCGUCAUGGACAUGCUCGUCAUAAAGGGGAAGAUGGAGCUGGUGGAGACCAUUAACGUCUGGAAGCAGAAGACUCACAUCAUGAGGUUCUUUCAUGAGACGGAGACACCGCGUCCCACUGAUUUCCUCUCGAAAUUUUAUCAUGGACACGACCCCUGACCCUGUAACACAUGUGUGAUGUCAUUGUGUGCUUUUGGACUGUAAAUAAAUACACUCGUGAUACAAUA